Messenger RNA from Fusarium vanettenii 77-13-4, 803 nucleotides. RefSeq lists its product as uncharacterized. The transcript has 4 exons. The record is from RefSeq and is a predicted model, not a curated record. Bases 41 to 496 code for a protein of 151 amino acids. Lineage: Eukaryota; Fungi; Ascomycota; Sordariomycetes; Hypocreales; Nectriaceae.
CUCAUAUCUCUUCGAUCGCAUUAUAUUCUAAUCGCCCGCCAUGACUCUCACCGAUGAGGAGCUCGACCGCGACUGGCAGCCCAACGGCCGUCGCCCCCAAUCAACCAUCGCCCGUUCCUUCUCGGCAGAGCUGAUGGACAUUUUCCGCAUCGAAAACUCACUGAGCGAUCUGGACCAGCAGGUCCACGACAAGAAGCAGACUGUCGACAAGAACGCGGAGGAGCUUGCCUCGCUUGAGGCUCGUAUCCGUGAGAUGGAGGACCGCCUCCGCCGCUCCGCUCCGGGCGGAUCGCGACCCUCUCUGGCCCAGGUCGCCAACCAGGGCGCCGCCGACGACGACCAGCAGCGCAACCAGAACCUUCAGGCCGAAGACGCUUCCAAGGAUGACGCCAAGGCUCGUUCACGACCAGGCACCGCCCGCGCCACCCAGCAGGCCCCGUCCUCGGGCAACAUGCCCCCAACCCCGGGCGCCAGUGAAGACGGAGACCAUGAAUAGAGAGUACAAGGACGACAUACGACUAUAGGCCAUUUUAAUCUAUCUUCUCACAAGGCCCAGUCGAGUCUCAGGAGACCAAAGCAAACCCCUGCCGCGGUGGAUCUCAUCUCACACGAGCAUCAUGUGCGGAGAAGGCCAUCGAAACCGCUCACUUGUCUCAAGACCGGCUCCAUGGCACCUCGGCGACCGGGGUUAGCUUUCGCAUUGUUAUUUUGGAUGUUCACGAAUCAGGCCUGGGCGCAUCACCAAACGUUCAUGCCCACGGCUGCUUGUCAUGUAUACUGGUUGUUGGAGUUUCUGGGGACUG